GGAGCAAUUCUGUUUCACAAUCUGAACUGUGCACGCGCUGGCACAACUCAGUGUUAGGGCCGUAGGUGCAGGACACUUGCCAAGAGCACCGCACGGUCCUGUAGGCGUCGCUAAGUCGCAUGACACGACUGCACUUGCUUCACUCUUUGCAAGGCUUGGGCAGGCUUCAGGAUUCACUUCUGGCUUCAUGGCACGCACAAAUGAGAUUCAUAAAUAGCGUCUGAGACUAUGCCGGGAGGCAUGGGCGGAGGCGGAGCCUCACAUCGCACUGCUGUUCUGUCGCCUCGACCAAAGCAACAUGGCCGCUCGUCGCUGGGGUCAAUACCUUCAUCACCAAGCCUUGGGCGCCAGCGCUCCGGGCGGUACCCGCACCUGCAGCUCCAACUGCUCACCCUCACCCUGUGCGUGCUUGGGCUAGCGCAGAUGUGGGGCGUGGGGCCCAACAUCGGCCGUGCGCUGCAGAGAGCCGCGCGCGGGGCCUCCCAUGUGCCAGCCCCAGAUGCCCACGGCAUCAUCGCGCCAGGUAGCGGCACGGGCACGGGCUUGGACGCUGCAGCCAGCGGCGCAGGGCGCAGCGCAAGCGCUGUUGCUAGCGUCAACAACCCUAGCAGUGCGCGGACGGCGAACGAGGGAGGAGUUGCAGCUCGGAUGCAGGCCGGGGCUGCAUGGGGCCUGGCCGCGGUGGCGGCGGGGCCAGACGGCAGCGCGGCCUAUAACCCGGACGAGUGGCCGCGUGUGUAUGGCGGGCAGGCGGAGCCGCACUCGCGCAUCCUGAAGCGCUGCUCAGGCAGCCUGUUUGCGCCGCCCCUGGGCCCGGGCGCCCGGCCCGCCGAGGGCCUGGUGGGCAUGUGGCUGCCCGAGCGCUUCAACCUGGCCCUGUGCGACCCCCGCACCGGCCAGCAGGCGCUGCUGCUGCUACAGCCUGCCCUGCUACAACCGGCAGGUAACAGCAGCGGCAGUAGCGGUGGAGGCGAGGGCGAAGAGGCACGCCGCUCCGGGCGCCGACUGGCAGCGGCAGCUGGUGUCGAGGACGGUGUAGGCGGAAGCGGCGGGAGCCAGAGCAGCCGCAGCGGGGCGAAGCCGACCCAACGGCAGCUGCUGUCAGAUUUAGUGUCACUGCGAAAGGGGCAACAGGAGGGGCAUGGAAAUGCCACUGCCGGUGGAGAUAGCGAGGACUCCCUGAGCAGCCAGGGGCGCCGUUUUGCGUAUGCACACGCCGCCGGGGAGGACGCGACGGUGGCGGAGGGCCCGAGCGCAGCCACGGGGGCGGCCUCCGGGACUGCCGAGGACAGCGAUAGCAGCGAGGAAGAACACCAUACGCACAAAAAGAAGAAAAAGAAGAAGCACAAGCAUCACAAGCACAAGCACCACAAGCAUCACGCGGAGGAGGUGGACGAAGGCGCUGAGGCGGCAGGCAGCAGCGAUGCAACAGCGGCAGAGCGCAUGCGCGGCGCAGGCCUGGGCGGGCACUUGAGCGCUCUAGAGGCCACGGCGACGGCUGUGGCCGCGGCUGCCACAGCCACUGCGGCGGCGGCUGGCGGUGGCGGCGGCGCUGUGGGGGAGGCGGUGGACCCGGCCACGCUGUCCAUAGAGCUGGCCACGUCCCGGGCGCUCGUGGUGGAGGGAGGCUCCAUCCGCAUUGCCUGGACGGACGGCGACAGCGAUGGCGAGGCCGGCAAGCCGCUGCUGCUGGCGGAGGGCGUGUGGGCGCGGCUGCCGCAGGGAGUGCGCUGCCCGCAGGUGCCGUACGCGAUGUGCCAGUGUGUGGGCGGGGCCGCUGGGAGGGCCACGGGGUCGGCACGCGGCUGCGGCAUGGUGUGGCGCGCCGGCGCUGAGCCGCUGGCUGGCGGCGGCCAGGAGGCGGAGGGCGGCGAGGUGGUGGCGGUGCUGGAGGUGGAGAGGCGGGUGCCGCUGAGCGGGCCGGCGCUGGUGCUGGCGGCACACGGGGACCGGGCGGUGGUGGCGCUGCUGGUGCCGGGGGACGACGUGGCGGCCAUUGCACGGCGUGCGGCUGUGAUGGUGCGCUCCGGCGCCGCCUUCACGCGGCAGCUGGAGGCGGCGGUGGGGGCAGCCUACGCCGCACUGAGGCCCGUGCCGCGGGCCAUCGGCCUGCCGCCCGGCGCGCCGCCGGAGGACAAGCGUCUGGCCCGCAAGCUGUACGACAUCAUGUCCUUCAACACCGCGCCCAGCUGGUCCACGCCCGACCGCACCCCGCACGCCUGGAAGUGGCUGUGGGACAGCUGCUUCCACGCCAUGGGCAUGAAUCUGAUCAAUCACACCGCAGCCUGGGAGCAGCUCAAGGGCCUGUUGGAGUGCCAGCAGGGCGACGGCUUCAUUCCGCAUAUGUGUGGUGACGGCCCGGCCGCUGGCAAGCCGGGCAGCAGCACUGCCGGUGGCGGUGUCAGCAGUGGCACGCAGCCACAGCCGCCGCAGCAGCAGAAGGACGCUCCGUCCAGCUCGCUCACCCAGCCGCCGCUGCUGGCCUGGGCGGUGUGGGACAACUACUUGUUCAGUCGGGACAAGGCCCGGCUGGAGUGGGCGCUGCCACGACUGGUCAAGCUACUCAACUGGCUGGCUGCUCACCGCUCCCGCGACAAGGGCCUUACCUACUUCUACGUGCACGGCUUUGAGAGCGGCAUGGAUAACAGCCCGCGAUUUGAUAGCCGCGGACUGGGGCUGGGCAGCUUCCUGGGCACACUGGCGAGGGCAGUUAGCAAAGAUGCCAAGGUGGGCACGUGCGCUGUGUGCACGCCGCACAUGGUGUCGGUGGACCUGACGGCGCUGGUGGCCCGGGAGAUGGCGCACGUUGCACGAAUGUACGGCGUGCUCAAGCAGCACCAGGACCAGGACCACUGGCUGGACCGCAGCCGGGUGGUGCUGGCGGCGCUGGCGGCCAGCUGCUGGAGCCCCGACACCCGCAUGUUCGGAGACCUGGUCAUGUCGGGAGGAGUGCUCGGAGGACUGCUCAGCACCACUGGCAGCAGCAGCAGCGGCAGUAGCUUGGGCGGUGUCGGCAGUAGCAGCAACGGCAGCAGCGCGGCCGGCGCGAUGACGGCGGAGGUGCUGUGGGCGCAGUUGGAGAAGAGCCGGCCUCGCGGCCACGUGAGCGAGCUGGUGACGGUGGCGGGGCUGGUGCCGCUGUUGGGGGGGCGGCUGCCGCGGCCCUUCCUGGAGGGACUGCUGCAGCACCUGCAGGACCCGACCUCCUUCGCCACGCGCGUGCCGCUGCCCAGUGUGGCGCUGUCCUCGCAGCAGCCCGCGUCGGCUCAGGGCGCCGGCGGCGGCGACAUGUGGCGCGGCCCCAUGUGGAUAAACAUGAACUACCUGGUGGCGGUGGGCCUGCGGGAGCAGGUGGCGGCGCCGGCGGCGGGCGGCGCGGGCGGCGGCUGCGGGGCGCUGUGUGCGGAGCUGGCGGACUGCAUCAUGAACCGGACCAUCUCCGAGGUACGCCGCUGGUACGAUGGCGACGUGCCCGGUGGCGGCGACCCCAAAACCGGCGGCAGUAGCAAUAGCAGCAGCAGCGGCAACGGCACGGCCGACCCGCCGGUUAUUGCCACGGGCACUGUGUUUGAGUACUACGAUUCAGCGGGCCUCAUUCCGCCCACCCGACUGGCACGCAAGGGCGUGGCGGGCGUGGGCGGCGUGCGCGACUACCACUGGACGGCGGCGCUCACGCUGCGCAUGAUGGCGGAGCGGGCGGCUACCAUCGCGGCGGGCGGUCCGGCCGGUGUGGUGGGGGUGGCUGCACGGGCGUCUGGAGGCGCAGGAGCAGGAGCAGGGGCAGGGUCAGGGGCAGGAGGUGGAACAGGUUUGGGGGCGGCAGGAGGCGGAGCGGUGGGCAUUGGUGGUAGCGGGAGCAAUCGCGGUGUGGGCAGGAGCAGCCAGGGAGCGGAUGUGGUGUUGGAGGAGGCGGUGACCGAGAUAUUGGACGGGGAGGAGGAGGAGGAGCGGGAGCAAGGAGGCGGACUGUUUGGGCACUGGGGCUCGGGGGGCGGGAGUGGUGGGAGUGGCGGGACAGGGCGCGGUUCGCUAGCUACGUGGGUGCCGCAUAAACCACUAUGGGGUGAGUUCUGAAUGAUCUUGAUGGUGUUUGUGCCAAGUAUAGCCAAUACACUGGUCAGCUUCCAGAAGCAUAGACUUCGUCAAGUAGGCUUGUAUCAUCAAUGAACAAGUCCCUUGAGUCAGCGCCUUGUAAGUCGAAGCGCGUGACAUGUAAAAUGUGUAUGUUUUUAAAGAUAGGACACGAAAUGUGUGUGUGUGUGUGUGUGUUCGCUCUUGUCCUGGACUUCGUGAAGUUAGGUAGGAGCUCUCGGAUGACCGUCCUGGGUUUCCACUCGGCCCUGUGCGGACAACUGGGACAGCCGGCCAGAGGGCAGGGUGCGCUGCUUCAGGCAGGCGUGGCGAGGGUAAGUUUCCCCACGAAUAAGUUACCCGUCCCCAGACGAAGUAGUCUGACAGAAGGGUCGGUGGUCGGCCACGGACACAUGGACAUGUGUGGCAUGGCUGCCAGUCAAGUUGUGAUUCCAGCUGAACCGAAGGUACACAAUUAUAGAGCUCGCCGAGAGCAGUCGGUUGACACCGACCUGGCUAAAUACCAAAGGGU
This is a messenger RNA of Chlamydomonas reinhardtii, 4603 nucleotides long. RefSeq lists its product as uncharacterized. Gene Ontology annotation, cellular component: endoplasmic reticulum membrane. Gene Ontology annotation, biological process: protein N-linked glycosylation; oligosaccharide metabolic process. Bases 241 to 4074 code for a protein of 1277 amino acids. The transcript is spliced from 14 exons. Gene Ontology annotation, molecular function: Glc3Man9GlcNAc2 oligosaccharide glucosidase activity. NCBI's taxonomy places the organism in Eukaryota, Viridiplantae, Chlorophyta, Chlorophyceae, Chlamydomonadales, Chlamydomonadaceae. The record is from RefSeq and is a predicted model, not a curated record.